Messenger RNA from Castor canadensis (American beaver), 827 nucleotides. NCBI's taxonomy places the organism in Eukaryota, Metazoa, Chordata, Mammalia, Rodentia, Castoridae. The record is from RefSeq and is a predicted model, not a curated record.
GAUACUGGAGAAAACAAUUGGAUCAUAUCUCUGCUCACCUCAGAUCUUAUGCUCAGAACAACCCUGAAUUCCGGGCCUUGAUUGCCGAACCCCGGAUGGGAAAGCUUAUCUCUGCUACUGUUCAUGAAGAUGGCUGUGAAGUUAGCAUCAGGCUGAAUUAUAUUCAAGUCUCAAGCAAGAAUCUGUAUCUCAACAAAGCAGUGAAUCUCAAUGACCACUUUCUGAGCAGCGUUACCGAGGGUGGUAAUGGGCUGUGUGACAGCAGAUCCAGCUUGGUGAGUGACUAUAGCCAGAGUACCUCAGAUACCCCUGAAAGAAUGAAGAGGACAUGGAGCCUCAAGACCAAGACAUCCCACAAAAGGAAAGAGCAGCUUACACCCGAAAACAGACGCCUGUUGGAAGAAGUUGGCCCAACAGGGGAAGGAAGAGUCUCUGUGCUUGAACAGCUGCUGGAUGAAGGAGCAGACCCCAACUGCAGUGAUAAUGAAGGUCGACCUGCUAUUACGAUGGCUGUUGUGAAUAAUCACCAUGAAGCCAUUCCAGUUCUCGCUCAGAGAGGAGCAGACAUUGACCAGCAGUGGGGACCGUUCAGAAACACAGCUCUUCACGAAGCAACUCUCCUUGGCCUGGCAGGAAAGGAGAGCAUCACCACUUUACUGGGAUGCAACGCAGAUAUUCAAAAGAAGAAUAUAAGAGGCCAGACAGCAUAUGACAUGGCUCUGGAAAUAGGGGAUGACCUCAUAACCUCGCUCUUUGCCUCUAAGUUCAGCCAAGGGAUUGAGGACCAACUUGCCCAACCCAAGAACCCUAGCCAGGGCAACUGUUAG